AUGCUGGGAACAAAGCGACACUGGCCGCCAGGUCCCUCACUCAGCCUGGGGUUGCCUUUGGCCCUCACACUUCUGGCCCUGAGGGCCGGGUGGGCCCAGGAGGGGUCAGAGCCAGUCCUCCUGGAAGGCGAGUGCCUGGUGGUCUGUGAGCCUGGCAGAGCUGCUGCAGGAGGGCCAGGGGGAGCAGCCCUGGGAGAGGCGCCCCCUGGAAGAGUGGCAUUUGCUGCAGUCCGCAGCCACCACCACGAGCCAGCAGGGGAGAUCAGCAAUGGCACAAGUGGAGCCAUCUACUUCGACCAGGUCCUGGUGAACGAGGGAGGUGGCUUUGAUCGCACCUCUGGCUCCUUCGUGGCCCCUGUACGGGGUGUCUACAGCUUCCGGUUCCAUGUGGUGAAGGUGUACAACCGCCAAACUGUCCAGGUGAGCCUGAUGCUGAACACAUGGCCUGUCGUCUCGGCCUUUGCCAACGAUCCAGAUGUGACCCGGGAGGCAGCCACCAGCUCUGUGCUACUGCCCCUGGACCCUGGAGACCGGGUAUCUCUGCGCCUGCGUCGAGGAAACCUGCUGGGUGGUUGGAAAUAUUCAAGCUUCUCUGGCUUCCUCAUUUUCCCACUCUGA
This is a messenger RNA of Budorcas taxicolor (takin), 618 nucleotides long. RefSeq names its product cerebellin 3 precursor (gene CBLN3). Lineage: Eukaryota; Metazoa; Chordata; Mammalia; Artiodactyla; Bovidae. Gene Ontology annotation, molecular function: protein binding. Bases 1 to 618 code for a protein of 205 amino acids. The transcript is spliced from 3 exons. The record is from RefSeq and is a predicted model, not a curated record.